UUAUACAGUAUUUUUGUUUCAAUUUAGCAAGAAAUUUUCAUGUUUAGUUGAAAAUGCUUGAGACGACACCAGCACCGGCACCGAAACCGACCUGAAGGGAGUUUGUUAGUUUAUGACGAAUGAAUUCAAGUGAAACUUACACCGCCAGCAAAGGAAUUACCCAUGGUUGAGCCUAAUUUCUUAAACUUGUUGUUCUUUUUCUGUUCAUCUGGUUGCUGAACGUAGGUGGUUGGACCAGCUGCUGGUGGAGCUGCUGGCGGGGUGUAAUACUGUCCUGGCUGUGGAUAUGCAGGUGCAUUAGCAUAGUUUGGACCGCCGUAGGAGAUACCUGGUGGAGCGUUGUACGCUGGUGCGUAACUCUCAUCUUUUUCUUUCUCCUUCUCUCCAGUACCGCCGAAUGUAGACGAUGGUGGUGCUGGUGGGAGACCUCUUAAUGGUUGAGAUACUCUUUCGACUCUGUUGCUUGGGAAUAGACCUUCCUGGCCCGUGCUGUCGCUGCGUCCACGCCACCAAUCAGCAUUAACCUCCUCGAGGAUUGUGAUGACAUCACCCUUGACGAGUCUUAGAUCAGAGGCUUCACCAGAGUAGUCCCAACGGGCAGUACACUUGUUCAGGGCGGGUUGUGGAGGUACGACCGGUAUUGGUGCCUGAGGAGGCGGUGGUGGUGGUGCGUGAACUUGAGCUGGUGGUGGCUGGACUUGUGGCUGGACAGUGGUUGGAAUUGGGAGCAUCUGGGGCUGUGGUGCUCCUGGUGGACUUGGCAGAGGAGAAUCCUUGUUGUUGUUGUUGCGAAGACUAAGGCUAGCGCGCCUGCUGACAGAUGGCAAACUUGUGUUUGAGCUGUUGAAGCCAGUCUGUUGGUUAGGCAAGCCGGCGGAUGGAGGGCCUACUAAGCUCGUUGAUGAGUUAUUUGGAUUUGAAAGUUUCAAUUUUAUUAAGCGAGCAUCCGAUGCAUUGAGGACACCUUGGGUGAGUAGGAAAUCAACCUGUGAAGUUAUAUUGUUUAUUAUGUGGUCUAUGUAUACGUUAUCUGCCAUUUUUUCUGCCCGCCUUGAGAGUAACGAAGGAAGGGGUUCAUUCAUUCCAAAACUAGGCGGACAUGGAAAUCGCACUAAAGAGUUUCGACGAACGGAGGCGUGAAUUAAUAAAUAAAGAAAAGGAACACCGUCUGGAUUCCAAUGAGCAGCGAAUUUUGUUUACGAUAGGGGGGAAAUAUGCCAUUGCAGCAGCCACGAUCAACGAUAUUAGAACGAGAGAAUGGGAUACUAUAUGGUCUGCAUCUCAAAGUAGAGAAGUCGGCGCACCUUUCCUCACUUCGAAAGAUAUCAUCAAGUCGAGCAAACUGUAUGAGAUCAUACAGAGGAUGCCGAAAGGUGGUCUUCUACAUGCGCACACCGACGCUACUCUACCAUUGAAUGAUGUCUUUGAUAUUGUUCACAAAUAUGGUGCAAAUAUUGAGAUUUGUUCUACACAUCCUCUCACAGCAGAAAAUUUGGAUAACGGACAUGCAAAGCUACAAUUCAGACCUACAAAGGUGCCAAUUACAGAAGCGUCUACUGAAAUUGCUGCAAGUAUGCUGACAAAUGAUUAUAAACCAGGGAUGUGGUGCAAUUACCAUCAAAUCAGUACUUUGUUUAAAGACAGCAAGCUUGAUGACUACAUUCACGCACAGAUGCUAAUAUCAGCUAAAGAGUGUUACGUUACACAUAAUACUAUGGGGAAGAUAUGGUCGAAAUUCUCUAACUGUUUUAGUGUCCUUGCUGGAUUGCUCUCCUACGAACCAAUUUGGGAAGAAUACGCCAAGCGUCUUGUACUUAAUUGUGUAGACGAUGGUGUUGGAUAUCUAGAAACGAGGUUGCUCAUGAUAACUGAGUUUUUUUACGACAUAGAGUGCAAUCUACGCCUCACGCGUAGAGACACAGUAUUGAUUUUGCUGCGUGGAAUCGAAGCUGCGAAGCGUACUUUACAAGAGCAAGGUAAGGUUGAACAGUUUUAUGGGCUAAAAGUUAUCUACUGCACAUUGCGAUUCUUAAAACCAGAAGAGAUUUGGUCAUCGAUGAUGAUCUGUCUCGAUCUCUAUAAAGAGUUUCCGGAGUUGAUUAAAGGUUUUGAUUUGGUCGGACAUGAGGAUUCCUCUGAGGCAUACACUCUGAAGGCCUAUCUACCGAUUUUGUUGCGUUUCCAAGAACUACAGCUUGAGGAAUUUGGUGAUAUCAAAGUACCGUUUGUAUUCCAUGCGGGUGAGACGCUCGGGGAUGGUAGCCCAGUUGAUGAGAACCUCUACGACGCGCUUUUGUUAGGAACACGAAGGAUUGGACAUGGAUACAGUCUCUAUAAGCACCCAGAGCUCAUGAAGAUGUGUAAAGAGCGUGGCGUGCUGGUAGAAAGCUGCCCUAUUUCGAACGAAGUACUCAGACUCACUGGUGGUAUUGGAAAUCAUCCUGUAGCCGCACUAAUAAACCACGGAGUGCCUGUAUCACUAUCGAGUGAUGAUCCAGCAAUAUUCCAGAAUCCAAUAUUAUCAUAUGACUUCUACACACUCCUGAAUCAUUCGACGAAAACAAACCUCGCGACAUUGAAAGUACUAGCAAGGAACUCACUCACGUACUCUCUUAUGGAGAAUCCUAUGAAAGAGCGUGUUAUGCGUAAAUGGGAGCAGCACUGGGAUGAAUAUCUAGAUUGGAUUGUCAACAUAAUGGGUAGCAAAAAGGAGCUAUACAAUUAAAAGGAAUAUAAUAAUAUCUGUACUAUAUC
Molecule: messenger RNA, 2754 nt
Organism: Wallemia mellicola CBS 633.66
Lineage: Eukaryota; Fungi; Basidiomycota; Wallemiomycetes; Wallemiales; Wallemiaceae
Product: Metallo-dependent hydrolase
Exons: 5
Coding region: 1100-2725 (541 amino acids)
Biological process (GO): purine ribonucleoside monophosphate biosynthetic process; adenosine catabolic process; inosine biosynthetic process
Molecular function (GO): adenosine deaminase activity
Source: RefSeq, a predicted model, not a curated record